AUGCGCUGGUUUGGAAACACUGCAAGAUGCGGUUGCCAACCUAUUUCAGUGGCGUUCUUGUUUUCAUGGUUCGCAGACCGAAUUCCAAACAUACAUCAUGCGGGAUCAGCUGGAAUUGCAAAGCUCUGGGCUCCUUAUAUUCUCCCACACUGGGUGAUCAAAACAAUCGUUGUAGACACAGAUAUUCUGUGGAAUGAAAAUGUGGGAACGUUGUGGAAAUUUUUUGAUCAAUUUACCUCGACACAGAUGCUUGGAAUGGCUUGGGAACAGCAAACCCAAGACGCGCGUUGCCGCGGGAGUUCUAAAAUUCUCUUUCCAGUCACUGGUGUUAACUCAGGCCUCGUUUUAAUGCACCUUUCGAGGAUGCGAGCUGCGAACUGGGGCCUAAUAACCGAGCAGCACAUUGUUUCGUCUUUGGCAGUCAGAAAAUACUUAAGCCAAGCCGACCAGGACAUAUACAACAGCGUGCUAACCCUGAAACCGGAAUGGCUUCAUAAUCUUCCGUGUGAAUGGAACGUGCAGGUCUAUUCUCCGAUGGCAGUACAAUGCUGCCCGGUAAUUUGGCCUGACAGAAGACCAAAAAUAACCCAUGAGUGCUCUGACGUCAAACAAAACUCCACGAGGUCCUACGGAUUCUUAAGGGUCGCACAUUAUAAUAAAGCUAACAAGCCAGAAGACACUGGGUGGAAAAAUGCGCGUCCAUACAAUCCUCUACAGUCCGGAUUUGCACUUACA
Messenger RNA from Opisthorchis viverrini, 735 nucleotides. RefSeq lists its product as hypothetical. Gene Ontology annotation, molecular function: UDP-xylosyltransferase activity. The record is from RefSeq and is a predicted model, not a curated record. NCBI's taxonomy places the organism in Eukaryota, Metazoa, Platyhelminthes, Trematoda, Opisthorchiida, Opisthorchiidae. Gene Ontology annotation, biological process: protein O-linked glycosylation via N-acetylgalactosamine. The transcript is spliced from 6 exons. The annotation marks the transcript as partial.